Messenger RNA from Colletotrichum navitas, 2256 nucleotides. RefSeq lists its product as uncharacterized. The record is from RefSeq and is a predicted model, not a curated record. Lineage: Eukaryota; Fungi; Ascomycota; Sordariomycetes; Glomerellales; Glomerellaceae. The transcript is spliced from 2 exons. The coding region runs from base 1 to 2256 and encodes 751 amino acids.
AUGCCGACCUCUGCCAGAAGAUCUCCACAGACCAGCUUCGAUGGCGACCCUCCCGGGAUCCGGCGUAGCAAGCGCCUGCGUCACGUCGAAAUCGAAGAUAUACGGGACUAUGAAGCGUUGAGGACAAGGAAACGACAGCGGAUGCCUAAGGACCCCGGCGAAGGAGAUGUCCGAGGUAGCGACGAAGUCGAUCAAGAAGAAGGCGACGGCGAUCAAGACGAAGGCGAAGGCGAUCAAGACGAAGGCGAAGGCGAUCAAGACGAAGGCGAAGGCGAUCAAGACGAAGGCGAAGGCGAUCAAGACGAAGGCGAAGAUGCCGCCAAUUCCACACCUACUUCUGUACCGACGGCGACCAGAGUUACGGAUAGACCCGAUCGGCAACAGGUACGGACGAAUCUCCGGGUAGACACACUUCGCAAGGCCGCAAACACCACACGGCACAUGAACAGUCGCAGUUCCAAGGCCGUCAAAGCCCCCCGGGCUCCCGAUCACAUAAACAGGGACACCAGAUCGGCGAGUCUUGCCAGUAACCUCCGUGAGGCGCGUCCUCCAAGAUUCAUCUCACUGGCCAACAGCGAACAUGCUGCCGAGACCGAGCCCGUCGGAGAUGUUUACGAGUUCAGGGCUAGCUCGCCAAGGAAACCCAAAUCACAAAAAGUUACAACCACUAGACCCCGAAGCCGCAGGGUAUAUACUCCGCAGGAUUUCGAAACCGGCCACGGUCUUUUUGUCCAACAAGAGGCGGACGAUGGAGAUGAGAAUGACGAAAAUGGGAACGAAGGGGAUGUGAACGGCGAAGAUGAGACCGGCGGAGAUGAGACCGGCGAAGAUGAGAAUGGCGAAGAUGAGACCGGCGGAGAUGUGCACUUAUACGACGACCCCACCAUCGUAGGACUACCACCUUCGGCGCAAACAGAAAGCCAGGCCACCGAAGAUGCCGCACAUGGGGCGGGGCCGCAGUCGAGCGCAGCAACUGAGCAACUCCAACACCUUGUUGCCGAUAUGGGCUCGGCCUCUCCCGAGCCCUCAGAUGAAGCCGAUGACGGAUAUCCGGACGAUCACCUCAUUUUCAAUGAGCCUACGAGACAAGACCGAGUGGCCACAGCAUCAAUCAGGUCUUACUCCUUGAAGAGCAUUACGGAGCUAAUGAGGGGAAACGGCUGGACAAGAUCUCGCGAAAAAAUCACGCCCAUGACCAACAAAGAGCGGCUCUCGAAACGGACACGUCCUCUAUGGAACGAACUUUGCCACCUCAGAGAAUUUUGGGAGGGAAUGCCACGGGCGCCCCUGUUCGACCAGCAAUGCGACUACUUGCAUUCGGGCGACGAAGAUGCGAUAAGUGCGCGGCAGACCAUCAAGAACGUGGACAGUCUUGUCAGCGCGGUAGCCUAUAAAGCGAAGAAACCCAGCCGUGGAGAGGAAUCACACAUGCCGCCCCCACGGUUUGUGGUAGACCUCUAUGAGAGUAUCAUUCCAUUUCUCGUCAACAUACUCGAAAUCGUGUUCCAGAAGGGGGCCGAAACCGAGAGGUCGUGGUACACCGGGAGGUUCACCAAAAUACUAUUGCAGAUCAUGCAGAGAUUGGUCGCCUGGAUCUAUAGGCUGUACGAGGCAAUGCAGGCGAGCCUAGCAAGAAGAAGGCUGAUGGAGCAGUCACUCUCGAAAAGGACCAGCCGAGAAAAGUUGGGCGAGUAUCUGCGAGGCUUCAAAUCUGAGCUCAGACAAAUAUGGGAGGAGACAGAUGAGAUCAUCGAGCAGCAACAGCUUUAUGAGAAGAGGUUGCUGGAGUUAAAAACCAGAAAGGAACGGGAGCAGCGUGAGUUGGAGGCAGCGAGACGACGGCAACGGGAGCUUUGCGAUAGGCGCUUGCACGAGCGUCUGAGACGCAAUUCUGUCCAAGCGGCACAGAUAGAGGCAUAUUCGUCGCAGUAUCCCUCUCAAUUGGUGCUCUCUUCGCAGCUUCAGUCUUCUCAGCGGACAAGUCGCGGGACACAACAAGCGGCGCCGGCCCAGAUCGAGCCAGGGGACCGCGAAGAGACUGCCAUCGUCGGACCCAGCAAGCCGUGGCCCGAGGACGACGCUAAGAAGCUCUUGCAAAUACUGACAACGAGGCCGUGGAUGGAGAUGGAGGCCCUGGUGUGGGAGUUCGAGCGUAGCGAGGAAGACGUUCAGGCCAUGGUGGAGUUGCUGAAGCGGAGUGCCAGGACGUACGCCGCGUCCAAGGGCAAGACGGUUCCGGCGUUUGCUGCCAACUGA